Molecule: messenger RNA, 4586 nt
Organism: Tyto alba (common barn owl)
Lineage: Eukaryota; Metazoa; Chordata; Aves; Strigiformes; Tytonidae
Gene: NEMP2
Product: nuclear envelope integral membrane protein 2
Exons: 9
Coding region: 78-1454 (458 amino acids)
Cellular component (GO): nuclear envelope
Source: RefSeq, a predicted model, not a curated record
GCGGGGGCCGCACCGCCCCUUCCCCCCGCCGGGGCCCGCCCUCGCCCUCGCCGCCACCGGAGACCGGCGGCCGCCCCAUGAGUCCGGCGCGGCCGCCCCGCCGCUGCCGGCGCCCAGGGGCCCGGCUGGGGCUGGGGCUGCGGCUGCUCCUCCUGGCGCUGGCCGGGGCGGCGGCGGGCAGCGGGGAGGCGCCGGCAGCAGGUAGAAACUGUAGCUUUUUGCAGGAAAUGGAUGUCAUCCAGAAACAGGAUGAAAACUGUUAUUGCUAUGUGCAAAACAGAACCAUUUACUUACAGUACGUUUGGUCGACUCUUCAGGUAGAAGUUAACAGCAGAGAAAUGUUCAGGUUUGAGCCUAUUUCAGAAAAAAGCAACUGUCGUAAUUCAGAAAAUGUUUUUGAGUUUGCUGUAUGUGCUGUUCAAAUCUUCUGGAAACCAGAGACAUCUACAGAAACUUCCAUAAGCAUAAAACAAUAUGGAGAGGAUAUUUGUUUCAAAAUACAGCCCUUCAAACCCAAACUGUACACUGUGAGUGUGAAACGAAAAAUGCUAGAUGGAAAGCUCUUGUUUUUGUUUGUAGCUGGAAUUUUUCUGUUCCAUUUUGCAAACAGCCUGAGCAGGAGUACCAAGUUCUUUUACCUUUCUGGAAUGAUACUGGGUGUUUUUGCUCUGCUAGUCUUUGUUCUGUUGACACUUAAAAGGUUUAUUCCAAGGCACAGUACCUUCUGGAUCUUAAUGAGUGGCUGCUGGAUGUCAUCCCUCUAUUUUAUUUACUGCUUCAAAGAGAAUAUGCAGUGGUUGUGGUCAGAACACAGAAACUACUUGUUGGGAUAUUUUCUGGCUGUUGGAACUGCCAGCUUUGCCACUUGCUAUCAUCAUGGACCACUUACCACUGAAAUGAGCAUAACCUUGUUCACGUGGACUCUACAAUUAACAGCCUUUGUCUUGAUUUAUUUUGGUGUCACCAUACCUCAAGUUGCAUAUGCAGUAAUAGCAGUCAGCCUCUGUUCAAAAGGCCUGUGUUACCCCCUCGGUGCUGCUUGUCACAUAGGCAGAAAAAUUAAGAAUCACUUUAAAUCAAAAAAGCUGCUGUUUAAAUACCUUACUGAAGAGGAGUAUCAGGAACAAGGUGAAAGAGAAACUAUCAGAGCUCUGGAGGAGCUACGCUCAUUCUGCAGGAACCCAGACUUCCCAUCGUGGUUAGCUGUAUCCAAACUCCAGUCCCCACAUAGGUUUGCAGGUUUUGUUCUGGGAUCUCCCCACGUUUCACCUGCAGAAACAAAGGCACAUGAUGAGGAAUACGGGAUCGGGAGCUUCUUCCUGGAAGAGCAGCUCUUUGAGACAAGGGCAGAAUCUGAGCGAGAUGAUCCAGCCCAUUCCAUCCACGAGGGAGAUGAGGAUGAAGAGGAAACACAUAAACAAAUUUUGUUUCCAUAUGCUACUGAGUUGCUCUGAACUUCGGAAAAUAACGAAAGAAAGGCGGGGAAAAACAUAUUCUUCGUAGAAAGGAAGGAUACAGACAGAACUGACACUUGGUAAUUUCUUGUGGUUGCUGGUGGACAAACAAGGAUUUUUGAAAAAAAAUGUUUCCUGUAUCACUGAUGCUUCCUGACUAGAGCAACAGAAGGAAACCAUAGGGACUCUUCAAGUGAAGAGGAUUCUUAUGCUAUUGGUACUUUAACUGGGGAAGUAAACUUUGCUUCUUUCCAAAGCAAGUACUGGCAGCAGCCUGUCCCACCAGGAUGCCUUUUUCCCAAGGAUACUACCUCUAGAAAACAGAGAAUCUGUUUUGGCCCUUUUCAUUGUCAAGUCCUCUGUGCUGAGCACUAGAAGGAGGAGAAGCCAUUAUUAAUACUCUACUGAGUACUCAAUCUGUCAAGAAUUUUAAUAAUGCUGUUAGUGUGCUGAUAAAGUAUUGUUUGUGAGGCUUUUCAGUGCUGAAGAUCAAUAGAGAGUUAACAGUUGAACAAGGUUUGUUCGCUUUUCUGGCCAGGUUGCCUGUCCAUUAGCUUCAUUUCACCUCUCCACAUUUGUUUCAAGCUCCUCUUACUCUUCUGAACCCUGCCUGUCUUUUCAAGGGACUUUUCAUUGUUCUGUUUUGCCUGACUUCAUUGUUCUGUUCUUGGUCUCUGCUUGUUACACUGCACUUUGUUCUUUUCCAUGUGUUUGUUUCUUCACAUAUUCUUCUUCCCUCUCCUACGGGUCCCUCUGCUGAACCUUUCUUCUGUCCUCUGCUUCUCCAUUUCUGACGACAGAUGAUUUAGGAGAGGAUUUCCACCCCCAAAUGUAUUUUUACUAUUACUUUCAAUUUCACUGUCACCUUACUUCCAAUGGGUGCUGCUGUCCAUUCCAGGCCACUCAACAGCCCAGAAAAGAUAACGAGGGCUGAGGCUAUUUCAGCUCCUUGGAGGAGCUGCUGUCAGCAGAGCCAGAGUGAUGCUGUUAAUGCACAUAUAGCUCCACUGUCCUCAGAGUUCUCAGUAGUUUGCUCAUUCAAUAAAAAGCCAAAAGUAAUUCCUGGCAAAACAAGGAGGGAAGGACACCUGGCUCCUACCUCCCCUUCUUCAGCCCUCUUUGAGACAUAGCACAGGAGAUGUGUGGGGAGGAAAAGAAAAGAACAAGGAGAGAAAUUUAGACAAUCUAAUGUCUUUCAGCUUAUGUAUUAUUACACAAUCCUAGGCUAGGAAGUAAUCAUGCCCCCUCAGUUCAUCUACCUGCAGAGAUCAUUUCCUUUUGUUCUUUAAACCAUCCCUAUGUUCUUCUGUCCUCACUUUGCUGUUUUCUUUUACUGUCUUCCAAACUGCAGAAGACAAAAGACCAUUAAUUCUGUCACCAUCUGAUCUUACAAACCCACCAGGAAUUGCCAGUGGUGGGAAGCAGUUAGCUUUCCAGCAGGGCAUGUCAGACCAGGCUAUAUUUGCUCUAAAAGGGAGAUCUUUUAUUUGUAAUGUGCCUAGUGAUGCAGCGUGACUCAGCAGUGCACGCACUAUCGUGGUUUCUCAUUGUCCAUCUCAGGACAAGGGAGAAAAUCUGUUACCUGUAACAGCACUGAGAAGUGCUGCCUUACCACAUGCCAGGAGCUCCUAUGUACCAAACAGGACUCAGAAUUGGUACUUGAAAGCCUGACUUACAUGGUCCUUCCUCCUUUAUAUUGCUUCAGCUUUGCUUCAUUUGAAAAGUAACUCUUCCAUUUUACAGUAAAGAGACAGUUAACAGCCUUUUGUGCUGUAAAUUUAUAAAUAUAUAUGCAGAACUUACAGCCGGCUUAGCAGAGAGAAGCCCUGUCAAGCAGGUGAUCCAAAAUACACUCACUGUUAAGUCCACAACAUUCAAGAACAGCGCAAGAGAGUUCUGCUGAGGAAGGCCACUAGCAGUAAGAUUCACCUCUAAGAGGGGCUGCUGCUACCAGAUUCGCAGCUAAAUUGCCACAUGUGCUCUGGGAGUCAGGCUUGGCUUGGGGGGGUCUGUCACUAGCAAGCAGCUGUUGUGAAAAGAGGAAAGCCUCAUUAUCUUUGAUAGUUCGGGAGAAGGAUGGAAACUCCUCUCCCCUCCCCCCAAUGAUCUUAGCAGACUAAAGAUUUCUUUUACUUUUGCCUGUGUUGCCAUCAUGAAAAUGAAGUAUUUAAAAUUAUUACAAAUUAGUCAGAAAAGGUGUCUUAAUGUUAAAUGGGUUUUGCAUGUUAUUUUAAAAUACACAUUUUUUUUCAGUGUACUUUGUAAUUAGCUAAAAACUCCCAUCCAUGUGAAUUGAGGCCAAGGGGGAGAAUGAGAUUUGCCCUAGCUUAAACCCCCAGUUUUUUCUGGAUUUCUGGUCUUUACCAAGGUACUGAUUAUUAUCCUUCCAUAAGUACAUAAUAUGUAUUUAUGUACAAUGGCCCAGUUAAUAUAUUAAGGUAAUACUUUACAUAACCAGUAUGUUAAAAAUAAAAGCCCUCCAAAAAUAGACAAUUACGUUUUUCAGACACUGUCCCUUUUUCUAAAUCAUUUAGAACAAUACCAGGUACACCUAACUCCAACAAGGGGGAAAAAAAAAAAAUCAGCUGACAUUUUAUGUAGUUGUGAAGUCCGUCAUUUGCCAGGGAUCAGCAAAUACUAUCCAAAGUGGAACAGGAAACUACUAAGUACAUCCAAGACAGAAGCGCAGGAACAUAGGAGAAAUAUGACUACUUUAGUGGAUAGCUGAUACUGACCUUAAAAAUUCUCCCAAGCCUGUUCCAGCAGUGGAAACAUUUUGUAAACAAAACCCACCCAAACCAACUGCUGUUGAACCCUUUGCCAACAGUGAGUUUACUUGCAUGGUGCUCCUGUGAUAGAUAGAUACUACAUAGGUUUACUGAAACACAAUUGUUAAGUACUGUCCAGUGUUCAGCUAGAAAAUCUGGGGGCAGAAUCUAGAUGUUAAUCCAUUGCCUUAACUGUUAGAAAAACCUUUCUGCCUUAAUGAAGGAUGAGUUACAUUUAUCGUCUGUUUCGUGGUGUUUAAAAAAGGGUUAGAACUUCACACUUAUUUUGUGUUCAUGGUACAGCAUACUUGAUAUACUGUCUCGUACUUUCAAGUUUUUUUUAAAUAAAAAUAUUUUUCAACUA